Molecule: messenger RNA, 1917 nt
Organism: Peronospora farinosa
Lineage: Eukaryota; Oomycota; Peronosporomycetes; Peronosporales; Peronosporaceae
Source: the annotation of a GenBank genome assembly
AUGGGACGGCAGCGUCGCCAGAUGGCGGCUGCGAGACGCAAAGCGUCUGUUUUAUCGCAUAGUAAUGUCAGUGACCAGUUGUACACCCUGGUCAACGGAGUGACAGGUGAUGUAGAUGGUGAGGUUGACCUUGAGGCCCUCCCAUCAUUAAAUGCUCUUUUAGAGCUAGACGAAAUGUCUGUGGAUGAAUUUCAUCAGGCCUUGAAGGCAGGUGCUCUAUCCAAUAUGGUGGUCAUUCGACCUAACCUCGAGCUGAACUCAUCCUCGCUUGUCGAUGAGACAGUCCUCGAAGAUACCAAAGCGGCACUAAGUGCACGUAGUGGGGCAUCUAUUCUGAAAAACCCUUCAGAUCCCUACUAUCCUUUAGUUGAGGAAUUUCAGGACGUGGUGUGUCACGAUCCACCGUCGGUUCUAACACCUGAUAGGGGUGUACGUCAUGAAAUUGACUUGGUUCCCGGAACCAAAUACUGUGUAACACGGCAGUGGCCUUUACCCAAAGAACAGUGUGACGUCAUUGACGAGUUCUUUCGUGCAAAGCACGCGGCGGGUAUGGUGCGCGAGAGUAAAUCUCCGCACUCGACACCCACUUUCUGUGUUAAGAAACCGAAUGGUAAAUGGCGUAUCGUUCAUGCUUACAAUAAGCUCAAUGCAGCCACUAUACCUGCACAGACGCCAAUACCUAGAAAGGAUGUUCUUCAGAACAAUAUGGUCGGUUGUACCAUGUACAGUGCGCUCGACUUAGUCGAUGGUUAUUACCAAUUGCUCAUGCGAGCUAGUGACAAUCCGCUUACUGCUGUUAGUACUCCGAGCGGUAUGCUCUGGGAGUGGUUAGUGAUGCCCCAGGGGCUAUCUAAUGCUCCGGCUACGUUUAACCGUUUGUUGACGCAAUUGUUUCGACCCAUCGAAGUUAUGCAUAGACAUGCGGCGGAUCCUCCGCGUAUUGUGGUUCCUCAUGACGAGGACCUGAAGUAUCGUAUCCUCUAUGAGGUACAUGACACCGCCAUUGGUGGUCAUUUGGGUCGUGAAAAGACCUAUGGGGCAGUAUGCCAAAGUUAUUGGUGGCCCGAAUUAUAUAAAUGGGUGAGCACAUAUGUGCGUACGUGUGAAACGUGUCAACGGGUGAAACCCUCGCCCCAUUCGGCAGCGCCGCUGGCUAGUUUGCCUAUUCCCACUGGGUGCUGGGAGUCCAUUAGUAUGGACUUUGUAUUUGGCCUACCGAAAGAUUCGCAUGGCAAUACAGGUAUUGCGGUCUUUGUUGACCGCUUGAGCAAGAUGGCUCACUUAGCGGCUGUGCCAGAUUCGAUCGAUGGUGUGGGUACAGUGGAGCUGUUUAUCGAUCGUGUGUUUCGCCAACAUGGCUUGCCAGUGGCAAUUGUUUCUGAUCGUGAUCUUCGUUUCACGAGUAAAUUUUGGAAGUCCGUCUUCCAGGUGCUGGGCACCCGUUUGGACAUGUCCACAGCGGAUCACCCGCAGACCGAUGGUCAAACCGAACGCGUGAAUCGCGUUGUUGAAGAUAUCCUACGCAGCGUUUGUGCUGAAACACCUAAGCGAUGGAGCGCUAUGCUCCCUGUAGUUGAGUUUGCACUCAAUAAUUCCGUGCACGCCUCUACCGGCUACACUCCGUUCUAUGUCAAUGGUCUCACACACCCACGCGUUCCGUUAACGCUACCACCGAGUGGUUCAGGGCUUGGUGGGGGAGAGGUUGCCGAUCGGCUUGCUGAUGUCAGCCCUAAUACUGUUAAGAAACAGGUAAAUGCGUUUCUCGCAACGCGGCUAAAUGUCUUACGACAUGUGCAAGAUGCAAUGGCUGAUAGUCAAGAUAAACAAAAGGAAUAUGCAGAUGCGAAAGGCAGAGGUUGUAUUAAUGAUUAUGAGGUCGGAGACCAAGUAUUAAUAAAUGUUAAAAAUCUACCAUAA